Molecule: messenger RNA, 608 nt
Organism: Dermacentor silvarum
Lineage: Eukaryota; Metazoa; Arthropoda; Arachnida; Ixodida; Ixodidae
Exons: 5
Source: RefSeq, a predicted model, not a curated record
GAGUGUUCGAGUCGGCAGACUUGGGUGUGACAGGCGGGAGCCAUUCGCCGCCCCCAAUGAGAAUUGAGCCGGCAGGUGUGUCGACUGAGAGCGCUCAGGCUCCAAUGAUGAUGAUUGAAGCUGGGGUGGAGGCCACAAGCACGGCAGGGGUACUUGUACACUCUGCUCAAUUGGCUGUUGCUGUGCACCCAGGGUCUCCAUGCACUGGUGGAAUGCUUUCAACUGUCGAUGGACAGGUACAGAUUGGCGCGGGCAUUGUGAUGCCACUAAACAAGUGGCAUUACAUAAUGAAGUCUACCUCAGAUGCCAAGUGCACAUUAGACGUGGCACGGCACCUGUGGUCAGCAACGCAAGCUGGGGAGAGAAGCCUGACUGGGCAGGCCUGUCGGACCAUCUCUGACGCAUCCGGGAAGCUUCCAGCAACACCAGCGAAAGUGGCUGCUGUGAAGAACUGCCUGGAGAAGUACAUCAGCGAGCAUCCCAUGGGGCCACCAGCACCACCUCCUGAGCACCGCCUUGCUUCUGUAAGGAAGCACCUCCGGAGCUUCUUUACAGAAGCAGGUCGCCAGGGCAAGCGCGUACGCAAGACUGGAAUAGCCCAAACUUAA